ACAAGAAGGAGAGAGGGAUUCAAGUGAGGCUGUAUAGUUUUGCCAUUUAUUGUCUGUUUUAUACUUGGAAAAAGACUGGACAAACACACUGAAAUUACACUUGUCAAACGCUUUCGGACACGGAUCUCAUCCCCGGCAUACCUGAAGGUUUGGGAUUAGAAGACUGGCUGUAAGAAUUUGUAUUCCAUUUUUUCAUGUUUCCAACAGGUUUACCUUCCCCUAAUCCCCCACCGCCAACCCAGGAGGCUAGACCAGCAGCUUCUGAUGUCAAAAACGAAAGCGGUAUCACGUCUUCGAAGAAGAGGAAAAUAAACAGUUCUGAGAGGGAAGAUAUUGACACAAUUUCUUCGUCUCCUAAAACCCUAAAUUCCUCUCCUUCGUCCUGCUCCUCCACUUCGCAACACAUCCAGAAGAAGUUGAGGUUCGAAGAUUCCCUGGAUUUCAUUGGACUGGAUGUGAAGAUGGCUGAGGAAUCUGCCUCCUGCUCUAAUAAGAGCAAAAAUGUGUUCCUGCCUGGUGGCGUUGGCCACCAUGCAAACGGACUGACUAAAACCGCAGGAUCCAACACAUUUUCCAACAGUAAACCCGGUGCUGCAAAGAAACUAGUCAUCAAGAACUUCAAAGAAAAGCCCAAAUUGCCCGAGAAUUACACACACGAGACCUGGCAAAAGCUGAAGGAGGCCGUAGAGGCCAUUCAGAACAGCACUUCAAUCAAGUACAAUCUAGAGGAACUUUAUCAGGCUGUUGAGAACCUAUGCUCCCAUAAGAUAUCUGCCAAGCUCUAUAAACAGCUGAGGGCAGUAUGUGAGGACCACAUAAAGGCUCAAAUUGAUCAAUUCAGGGAGGAUGCCCUGGACAGUGUGCUCUUCCUGAAGAAAAUAGACAAAUGUUGGCAAGAUCACUGUAGACAAAUGAUCAUGAUUAGGAGUAUAUUUCUGUUCUUGGACCGCACCUAUGUUUUACAAAAUUCAAUGCUGCCGUCAAUCUGGGACAUGGGCCUGGACCUCUUUAGGUUCUACAUCAUCAGUGAUCUGAAGGUCCAGAGUAAGACCAUUGACGGAAUCCUGCUUCUCAUCGAGAGGGAGCGCAGCGGGGAAGCAAUUGACCGGAGUCUGCUGAGGAGCCUCCUUAGCAUGCUCUCUGACCUACAGAUUUAUCAAGACUCUUUUGAGCAACGCUUUUUGGAGGAAACCAAUCGGCUGUACGCUGCAGAGGGACAGAGACUCAUGCAGGAGAGAGAGGUACCGGAAUACCUCCAUCAUGUGAACAAACGUUUGGAGGAGGAAGCGGACAGGGUCAUCACAUAUCUAGACCAGAGUACACAGAAACCCCUCAUUGCUACCGUGGAGAAGCAGUUGCUGGGUGAACAUCUCACUGCUACUCUGCAAAAAGGGUUGACUCACCUGCUAGAUGAGAACAGAAUCCAGGAUCUGUCUCUUCUUUAUCAGCUCUUUAGUCGAGUGCGAGGUGGUGUUCAGGUCCUUCUACAGCACUGGAUAGAGUAUAUCAAGGCCUUUGGAAGUACAAUUGUCAUCAACCCAGAAAAAGACAAGACGAUGGUGCAAGAGUUACUGGACUUCAAAGACAAGGUGGAUCACAUCAUUGAUGUCUGCUUUAUGAGAAAUGAGAAGUUUGUCAAUGCUAUGAAAGAAGCCUUUGAAACAUUCAUCAACAAAAGGCCAAAUAAACCUGCAGAGCUCAUAGCAAAACAUGUGGACUCAAAGCUACGAGCAGGAAACAAGGAAGCAACAGAUGAAGAACUGGAAAAGAUGCUGGAUAAGAUCAUGAUCAUCUUCAGAUUCAUCUAUGGUAAAGAUGUAUUUGAGGCCUUUUACAAGAAGGAUCUGGCCAAGAGGUUACUGGUGGGAAAAAGCGCCUCCGUCGAUGCUGAAAAAUCAAUGUUGUCAAAGCUGAAACAUGAAUGCGGUGCAGCAUUCACCAGCAAGCUGGAGGGCAUGUUCAAAGACAUGGAGCUUUCUAAAGACAUAAUGGUGCAGUUCAAACAGUACAUGCAGUGCCAAAACAUCCCAGGCAACAUUGAGCUGACAGUGAAUAUCCUCACCAUGGGGUACUGGCCAACAUAUAUCCCCAUGGAAGUGCACCUACCUCCUGAGAUGGUACGGUUGCAGGAGAUCUUCAAGACUUUCUACCUGGGCAAACACAGCGGCAGAAAGCUCCAGUGGCAAUCAACGCUUGGCCAUUGUGUCUUAAAAGCAGAAUUCAAAGAGGGCAAGAAGGAGCUCCAAGUGUCCCUUUUCCAGACACUAGUGCUACUAAUGUUUAACGAAGGAGAGGAAUUUACUCUUGAGGAAAUCAAGCUGGCUACAGGAAUAGAGGACAGUGAGCUGCGGCGGACUCUGCAGUCACUGGCAUGCGGGAAGGCCCGUGUUCUCACCAAACUCCCAAAAAGCAAAGAUGUUGAGGAUGGAGACAAGUUUUCCUGCAAUGACGACUUCAAACACAAGCUCUUCAGGAUCAAGAUAAACCAGAUCCAGAUGAAAGAAACGGUGGAAGAGCAAGCCAGCACUACAGAACGGGUCUUUCAGGAUCGCCAAUAUCAGAUUGAUGCUGCCAUUGUCCGGAUCAUGAAGAUGAGGAAAACUCUUAGCCAUAACCUAUUGGUGUCUGAAGUGUACAACCAGCUCAAGUUUCCUGUCAAGCCUGCUGACUUGAAGAAGAGAAUAGAGUCUCUCAUUGACAGAGACUAUAUGGAGCGUGACAAAGAGAACCCCAACCAGUACAACUAUGUGGCUUAGAAAAAGAAAAGGAGUGUUAGUCAGAGAGAGAGAGGCGGGUGGUUGAGUCAAGGCUAAAGGCUUCUGAGUGUUCGGUCUCCGAUCCUUUGCUACAGUGGAUGUUACCGUUAUCCUCUUCAACCCAGUGACCGACAAGUGAAUGGAAACUGCUCCACGGGAUUUUUGUCAGGGGUCUUGUGAUCCUGUGGACUGCAUGCCCAUUAAAAAGAGAAUAUCGUCCAUGUUUCUCAGUCCCUCUGAGAAUCGGACUACCUUGGACAAAAAAAGAAAAA
This is a messenger RNA of Lampris incognitus (smalleye Pacific opah), 3028 nucleotides long. It is a transcript of the gene cul4b, whose product is annotated as cullin 4B. Gene Ontology annotation, biological process: DNA damage response; protein ubiquitination; ubiquitin-dependent protein catabolic process. The record is from RefSeq and is a predicted model, not a curated record. NCBI's taxonomy places the organism in Eukaryota, Metazoa, Chordata, Actinopteri, Lampriformes, Lampridae. Gene Ontology annotation, cellular component: Cul4B-RING E3 ubiquitin ligase complex. Gene Ontology annotation, molecular function: ubiquitin protein ligase binding. The transcript has 20 exons. The coding region runs from base 195 to 2756 and encodes 853 amino acids.